GUCAAGUCAGUCAUGUUCUUGGGACCACAUCCAGCAUUCUGCACUUGGAUUUAUUAGGCAACUUGAAUAUUGCAGUACUACAACUUCACCCCAGGAUACCUCUUUCUUGGAUAUUUUUGCACCUUCACAAACCUCCAAACACAAAAUUUGACUUUGGGAAGGCCUGACUAUCAGAUUGAAGAGAUGUUCCCAUGGUCAGCAGUGUUCUCCCUCGAGCCCAAGGUGCCCGGGCAGCGCACAUCCGAGGAGCUGGUCAUCAACACGCUCAUGCUGGAGCUGGGCGCCAUGGUGAAGCGCACGGAGCGUGUGCGUCUGGAGCGCGCCGCCCAGGGCCGCCGACGCCACAGCUCCUCGUCCUCUGUGGACUACAGCUGGCUGGCGUCGGUGCCGGUCAAGGCCCCGUUCGAGCUCACGCCCGGUGACGUGAUGGGCCUGCAGGACCUCUGCUCCAAGAUCCCUCCGCAUCUCUGUGGACCCGCCAUCGUCAGGUUCCGGAAGGUGGUGACGGAGAUGGAGCCCGACGUGCAGGAGGUGCCGCGUCUCUUCCGCACCGUGCUGCUGAACUGCCUGGAGGAGAUGGAGAGCGACGCCGAGAUGCAGGCCCGCGCCAACCUCUGGGAGAAGCAGCGCAGCAGGAGCCUCUCCUUCGUGAGCUUCCGCUCGCGCUUCCGCUCGGCCCGCGGCCCCGGCGGCUUCCUGGGCGGCUCCCGGGGCAACCUGCAGGAGCAGGCGUGGCUGGACGAGGAGGAGGAGGAGGUGCCCGAGAAGGUGGCGGUGCAGCGAGGCUCGAGGAGGACGCGAAGCAGGAGCAUGCCGGACAUCAGCCCCUUGGAGCAGAGAGUCCACAGCUGAGCGCCGGGGGAGGAGAAGGGAUGGGAGGCCAGGGAGCAGAGGAGGAUUUGGAGGACGAGAGAGGAAGGGAGAGACACCGAAAACAGAACCCAGAAGAACAUGAGGGACACAGGGUUGAUAACAAAGGCACAAAUACAUACAUACAAUGCAAACACUUACCUACUAAAUUGUAUUGUAAGUGCUUAUCUGGUCACAGUAAUGUAGCUUCCUGAGAUAACAUCUCCAUCUCGUUUUCUAUGAAAUUUGUGGUGUAAUUGUUUUUCAAAAGUGACUGCCUAUGCA
Molecule: messenger RNA, 1134 nt
Organism: Alosa sapidissima (American shad)
Lineage: Eukaryota; Metazoa; Chordata; Actinopteri; Clupeiformes; Clupeidae
Product: RD3 domain-containing protein
Exons: 3
Coding region: 184-852 (222 amino acids)
Source: RefSeq, a predicted model, not a curated record